Molecule: messenger RNA, 255 nt
Organism: Staurois parvus
Lineage: Eukaryota; Metazoa; Chordata; Amphibia; Anura; Ranidae
Source: the annotation of a GenBank genome assembly
GAGGAAUACUGCCCCAUCGUUGGUGUCAGUGGGGGGAGGAAUAGUGCCCCAUCGUUGGUGUCAGUGGGGGGAGGAAUAGUGCCCCAUCGUUGGUGUCAGUGGGGGAGGAAUAGUGCCCCAUCGUUGGUGUCAGUGGGGGGAGGAAUAGUGCCCCAUCGUUGGUGUCAGUGUGGGGGGAGGAAUAGUGCCCCAUCGUUGGUGUCAGUGGGGGGAGGAAUAGUGCCCCAUCGUUGGUGUCAGUGGGGGGAGGAAUAG